Messenger RNA from Amaranthus tricolor (Joseph's coat), 714 nucleotides. RefSeq lists its product as uncharacterized. The transcript is spliced from 3 exons. Lineage: Eukaryota; Viridiplantae; Streptophyta; Magnoliopsida; Caryophyllales; Amaranthaceae. The coding region runs from base 130 to 714 and encodes 194 amino acids. The record is from RefSeq and is a predicted model, not a curated record.
UAUAUAUAUAUUGAAUUUUCAGAGGCUUUAUGGUAGUAUAUUCGAAUUCAAACACGAUACCUUCUCUCUAAAAACUCUCUAAAAACAAUACGUAAAGUUAAACAAGCUAGAACUCUAGAUCGAACAUCAAUGGCAUACCAAGACGUGCAUGAUAACGAUCCGGACUUUGAAAAUUUAGGAGAUAAUAUAGAUUAUUCUGAUAGAUUUGUUACCGAUAGAGAAUUUGAUUCUGUAGAUGAUUUACAUACUUGGGCUAAUGAGAUAGCACUAACAAUUGGAUUUCAAUUUACACGUGCUUCAUAUAAAAAAAAAGAAGGGCGUUCUAGAGUGAGUCUGUACUUAAGAUGUCACCGUUACGAUAAAAGAAGUGUUGAUUUGCAUAACUUAGACAAUGCUCCCCGACCAGGUUCCAAAAGUAGGGGUUGUGGGUGUAAAUUUAUGAUUUUAGGAACUAGUCGUAACCCAAAGGAAAGACCUUGGACGGUUAGAGUGUUUCCUGGUGAAAAAGGAAUACAUAACCAUCCGUUCUUCAUGUACAUAGAUGGUCAAAUAAGAGUAAAUAGGAUGACUGUGGAUAUCAGGCAGCACAUACGAGAUCUAAAUUUAGAAAGACAAUAUCGUAAUAGGAUAUCACUUUGGAGUAGAAUGUGCAACAUACAACGACAACAGCAUAAUAACACCGCCGGAGACGCGGUGAAUUUAGAUUCUCCAUAG